AUGGCCCUCAUCACAGCAGGAAUGGAAGGUGAAUUGCGUUUAUGGCGCCAAGGUGCGGAUUUCGUGUCAUGGAAGCUAGGCGCGAAGGUAGACGUGGCCCCACCCGGGGCGGUGCUCUUGGAGUGUGUGGCUAUGCAACGCAUUGCAGGGAAUACAGCCCUAGUGGCUGUAGGCGGGACGAAUCGACGCGUUUGGCUCUUUUCCGCCGUGCUAGGCGAAGAUCCUUGUCUACGAAAGGCAGCAGUACUAGAUGGGCAUCGUGAUUGGAUCAGGGGACUCGCAUUCUCUGCAACUACUGAAGAAGGUGCUUUCCGACUUGCGAGCGCGUCGAAGGACGGCACUGCCCGCAUUUGGCAAGUGCAGCGAAUUGGUGAAAAAGAACCUGACACUUUUGACGUACAUACGGCGAGGGUUGAGGCGCUGCUCUCCGACGAAAAGUGGUCGUUUACUGCGGAGGCCCUCCUGGACGAGCACACCGCUGCAGUUCAUUCUGUGGAGUUUGGCGGACCGUCGAACACUUCAAAGCUGCUCACUUCUUCUAUGGAUUGCAGCAUUGUGCUUUGGAGCUUAGAAGGCCGACGCUGGGAAAGUGUAGCGCGUUUUGGACUUCUAGGUGGAAGCUCUGCUCAUGCUUUAGGAUUCUUUGGAGCAUCCUUUGUCAAUGCGAAGUGCGAUGAGGUCCUUGGACAUAAUUUUGCUGGUGCUUUGCACUGCUGGCGGGCAAAGUCACUUAUAGAUAGCAACGUCGAGUUCCUUGCAAAGUCGGCACCCAGUGGGCACUUUGGUAUGGUUACGGAUCUAGCGUGGGAACCACAAGGAAGGUACCUCCUCACCUGCAGCGAAGAUAAGACGGCACGGAUUUUCGCAGAGGUGGAAGAGGACGAUUGCCAUCGUUUUGUCGAAUGGGCGAGACCGCAAGUUCAUGGACAUGCCUUAUUUGCCGUGCAAUUCUGCGAUAAGGACGGCAGAAAAUACGUGUCGGGUGCCGAAGAACGCAUGUUGAGAAUGUUUGAAGCCCCAAGUCGCUUCCGCCUACCGGGGGAAACUGAUGUCAAUGUAUAUGGGUCGAAGAGGGCUACAUCAGCUGUAGUACCGGAGCUAGGCUUGUCGAACAAAGCCACUUACGAGGCUGAAAAAGAGGACGACGCGAAAGAAGAAGAUGAUGAGGGGAGUAAAUCGACAAAUGCAGUCAGUGAGGACCUGCUUGUAACUUCGUUUGGGGCGGCGCGAGCAAAAUCAAUCGUGCCUUUAGAAGAAGACCUCAAACAGAAGCGACUGUGGCCCGAGACGGCAAAAUUGUAUGGUCACGGCAACGAGAUAUCGUGUGUUGCUGCAGAUCCUAAUAAUGCUGUCUUGGCAUCUGCUUGCAAGGCCCAGACUGCGAAGGAUGCGGUCAUUAUUCUAUGGGACUCCAACAAUGGAGUUGAAUGCGGCAGACUGUUGGCACAUGAUCUCACGAUCAACCAAAUGACGUUUUCAGAAGAUGGGAAGGCAAUUUCAGCAGUGUCAAGAGAUCGUUCAGUCUCAAUUUUCCGAAAGACUGAGGUUGGGAGCAGGUUUGGCUUUUCAACUGCGAUUCAGAAGAAAGGAGCUCACUCUCGACUCAUCUACACGUGUGCAUGGUUGUUUGGUGAUGAGUUCAUUGCUACGGGAGGGAGGGACAAGUACCUCAAAGUCUUCACGACCGGCUUGCCUUCCCAAGACGGAGGCAUGUCUGAGGUCUACAAGCAGAAGUUUGACUCGGGCGUUUCAGCUCUUGAUGCAGUCAGCAUCGCCGGUGAUGGAAGACACGUCGUUGUGGCAGCUGGCUUCGUAGCUGGACAUAUCCGUCUUUUCGAAGCCGAAAUCGAUGCACAUGGAAGCUUAUCAAUAGAGCAAGUGUACUCCACAAACCUACAGACUCGGUGCGGCAGUCGGAUAACGAAUAUCCAAUGGAGGCCGGAGAGCUCCAUACAAGAAGCAGGCAUUCUCAACAUACAGCUUGGUGUGGCGAGCGAAGAUCUUUCUGUGCGAGUGUUGGAGUUUCGAUUUGCAAGAGGUGCUUAAAGGCUGGACAAACUAUUUAGAACUAACUUUUUACAGGCAAACAAAUGACAAACUCGACAAAAUGAUCUGUACAUAUUAGUCCAAUGUGCCUCAUGCAACGCUGCUUGCACGACAUGAACGCACGUCAGCGCAGCGUCGCAGCUUGCUUCAUGUACCAGCUCACCGCGCUCCCGCAGUGCCGCCCGGGAAUGCCAUGUCACAAUAAUCCGACUGCAUGGCGAAGUUUACUUUCCCUUCUCCAAAGAUAAAAAAUUGCGCCCCA
Messenger RNA from Chondrus crispus (carragheen), 2308 nucleotides. RefSeq lists its product as hypothetical. Gene Ontology annotation, molecular function: protein binding. The transcript is spliced from 2 exons. Gene Ontology annotation, cellular component: elongator holoenzyme complex. Lineage: Eukaryota; Rhodophyta; Florideophyceae; Gigartinales; Gigartinaceae. Bases 1 to 2046 code for a protein of 681 amino acids. Gene Ontology annotation, biological process: tRNA wobble uridine modification. The record is from RefSeq and is a predicted model, not a curated record.